Phacochoerus africanus (Common warthog) is the source of this 4233-nucleotide messenger RNA. It is a transcript of the gene GEN1, whose product is annotated as GEN1 Holliday junction 5' flap endonuclease. NCBI's taxonomy places the organism in Eukaryota, Metazoa, Chordata, Mammalia, Artiodactyla, Suidae. The transcript has 14 exons. Gene Ontology annotation, molecular function: four-way junction DNA binding; 5'-flap endonuclease activity. The record is from RefSeq and is a predicted model, not a curated record. Bases 575 to 3304 code for a protein of 909 amino acids.
CGCCCCCCCCCUCCCGCCGGGACUCCGCCCGCGCGUGCGCCGUUCGGAGUUUUCGCGCCACUGGAGCCUAAGAGGAGGGGACCGGAAGUGGCUCUGGGCGGAUGAGGAAAGCUGGUAGCCGUGCGGUCCUCGGCAACUGCGGGACGCGGCGGGGGGGCAGGGCGGGCGAUUUCCCUGGGUGAGAGGGGGAGAAAGCGCGAAGCCCCCCCAAACUACAGUUCCACGCAUGCGUACUGCAGACGGCCGGGAGCCAGGAAAGCGAAGAGUGCGGCAGCGUUUGCGGAAAGGGGACUGUCACUUCCUGGAAGAGGCGGGGCCGCGUGGGAGAAGGCGCCGAAUUCAGUGCUUCCAGGAGCUUUCCGGGUCUGGGUGCUAAGCCCUAAACGUUAAUCUUUGCUGGGGAAAGGAAAGAGCAAGUUUUUCCUUUUCUUUCUUUCUUUUUAUUUUUAAGAAGAGAAAGUUUAGAAGUUUGGAGGCAGCAAUAAUUAAGAUUCAGGCCAAACUGGCAAUUGACGGAAGGGCGUCUUUCAAAACCCAGGAGAAAGGGUUGUCCGGGUAGCAGAUAAUCACCAGGAUGGGAGUGAAUGACUUGUGGCAAGUUUUGGAGCCAGUUAAACAACACAUCCACUUGAACAGUCUUGCUGGGAAAACCAUUGCGGUUGAUCUGAGUCUCUGGGUAUGUGAGGCACAGACAGUCAAAAAAAUGAUUGGAACAGUCAUGAAGCCCCACCUCAGGAACUUAUUUUUUCGUGUCUCAUGUUUAACACUAAUGGAUGUGAAACUGGUGUUUGUCAUGGAAGGGGAACCCCCAAAGCUGAAAGCUGAUGUCAUAAAUAAGAGGAAUCAGAUUCGGUAUGGGCCUUCUGGAAAAACAUGGUCUCAAAAAACAGGAAGAUCACAUUUUAAAUCAGUCUUAAAGGAGUGUCUUGAUAUGCUGGAAUGCCUAGGAAUUCCCUGGGUCCAAGCUGCUGGGGAAGCUGAAGCUAUGUGUGCUUACCUCAAUGCCAAUGGUUAUGUAGAUGGCUGCCUCACCAAUGAUGGAGAUGCUUUCCUUUAUGGGGCCCAGACUGUUUAUAGGAAUUUCACUAUGAAUACCAAGGACCCACACGUUGACUGUUAUACAAUGUCUUCUAUCAAGAAUAUACUAGGUUUGGAUAGAGAUUCUCUGGUUGGCCUAGCAAUACUACUGGGCUGUGAUUAUCUUCCGAAGGGAGUCCCUGGAGUUGGAAAAGAGCAAGCUUUAAAACUUAUAAAUACUUUGAAGGGGCAAAGUUUACUUCAGAGGUUUAAUCAGUGGAUUGAGGAAUCUUGUUCUUCCAAUUCACAACCAUUAGUCGUUAACAAAUUGGCUCAUUGCUCUGUGUGCUCCCAUCCAGGUUCACCUAGGGAUCAUGAACGUAAUGGAUGUAAAUUAUGUAAGACUGAUCGAUUCUGUGAACCGCAUGAUUAUGAAUAUUCCUGUCCCUGCGAGUGGCACCAAACAGAAUGUGGCAGGCAACUAAAUGCAGUAGAGAACAGUAUUAAGAAAAAAGCUUGCAGUUGUGAGGGAUUCCCAUUCCAUGAGGUUAUCCAAGAAUUCCUCUUGAGCAAGGAUAAAUUGGUGAAGGAAAUCAGGUACCAAAGACCUGAUUUAUUAUUGUUUCAGAGAUUUACUCUUGAAAAAAUGGAGUGGCCCAAUCACAAUGCAUGUGAGAAAUUGUUGGUGUUAUUGACCCACUAUGACAUGACAGAAAGGAAGCUUGGUAGAAGGAACUCUAAUCAACUACAGCCAAUUAGAAUUGUUAAAACCCGAAUCAGAAAUGGAGUUCGUUGCUUUGAAAUAGAAUGGGAAAAGCCUGAACAUUAUACUACGGAAGAUGAAUAUGGAGAACUGGUUCUACAGACAAUAGAAGAAGAAUCACUGUUUGAAGCAGCUUAUCCUGAGAUUGUUGCUAUUUACCAAAAACAAAAAUCAGAAAUUAAAGGCAAGAAACAAAAAAGCAUGAAAGUUAAGUCUAAACGGAACAGUUUGCCAGAAUCAGAUGAUAUUAUGAGCUUUCAGUCACACAUGACUUUAAAACCCACAUGUGAAAACUUUUCUAAGCAGGAUUCCAAAUUAGAUUUGGAAACAUCCCCUGAUUCCGCAUUACCCCAGAAAUCUAUUUCUGCAUCAUUGAAUGCUUUGCUUUUACCUGAAGAUGCCCGCUGUUUGAAUACACAAGAACAGUUAAUAUCUUCUCCAAGACCUUUGGCUAGGCAGCAGAUUAAAGCUGUCAGUAAGUCUCUAAUUGCAGAAUCUAGUCAACCAAGUACCUCAACCCAUAAUACAUCCGCAAUUGCUGAUCUGCACUUGAGCACCAUUGACUGGGAAGGUACUUCUUUUAGUAAUUCUCCAGCUGUCUCAAGGAGCGCUCUCUCUCAUGGUUUGAAAUCGGAACCUGAAACAGCUAUCCCGGAUAGCUUUAAAAAUAUCCCAGAGCAAUUGUCGUAUGAAUCAGAAUGGUGCACCACAAACAUUAAUAAACUAUUGGAUCAGGAUCUUCAAAAGACUGUUCCUGAAGAGCACCUGCUUUCUGGCAUUACUGAUUUACAUCUUCAGGAUUUGCCUUUAAAGGAACGAAUACAUAUGAAAUCAUCAUAUCCACAGAAUAUUGAACAGCCAGAUGUUGACAAGAAAACUUUGUCCCUACUUACUGUAAAAGAACACUGUAUUGCUGAUAGUAGUUCUAAGUGCCCAUCACAUCUUUCAAAGGAUCUUCUAGGAAUUUGUUUGCAAAGUGAAACUAGAAACUGGAAAGUUCUCAAAGGAGACCAGCUGUUUCAAGAAAACUCUAAAGCAAAUACUUCUACACUUUAUUCUGUCAGUAAUCCAAUAGUAAAGUCCUCCAGUGUUAGGACAGGAGCACCCAAUACUGCUUCAGAUCAUAAUAGAAAAGCUAAUAUGCAAACUGCUCAGAAAAUUGUAAUGAAGAAGAGUGUUUGCCUUGACAGGCCGUCCUCUGAUGAAGAAAGUGUCCCAGUGGUUGGGAAUGCUAAGUCCACAACUCAAAAAAUAAAGCAGAGUUCUCAGAAGCAUAGCCCAGCCCAAUUCAAGAAAAAUGACACCAACAAAUCAAGUAACCCUAAGACACGUAUUAAAGAGACUGAACAGGGUAUUCAGGCUUAUAAAACACCUGGAAAUGAAGAAAACUGUUGCUCAUCAAAAGGUUCUCUGAGUCUUCUACAAUGUCAAAAGGAAAAAGAAGACCCUGCUACUUAUUUGGAUAGUCCUCUUCCCUUAAGUCAGAGAUUAAAACUAAGGUUCCAAAACACAAAUUUAAAAUAGGUAUGACUUAGUAUUCUAGUACUGUCAGCGUUAGCAGAAGUGGAGGGAAGGUAUAUAGCUAAUGUAUAGUAGAAAAAUUUAAUAUGGUUGUGUACGUUGUGAAACACUUGCCAUUUUAAUUAAAAAAAUUACCUAAACCUUUGGUUUUAAAAGACAGUCUUCUCUAGUAAAAACUUCAGAUAGUGUAUAUUUUUAUAUCAUACUUUUGCCAUUUUAAAAAACAUCUCUAUUGAUUAUGCUUUAGUUAUAGCCUUAAGAUGUAAGUAGUAGUAGACAAAGUAAAUGCUCUGUCCAUUUGCUCGUUUUUAGUCAUUUCUUCUAAGUGAUUCUCUAAAGCAUUUUUGAUAUUCCAGCUUGUCCCCAAGAGGAUAACUGUAAUUGCCUACAUUUUCACAAUGUCUUCUGUUGUGCCUUUCUGAGAGUUACAUUUUCUCUCAAUGUGCAGAUACUUUUAGUUGCUCUUCCAGUUUCAGUAAUCUUACUCUCUUUUGUGAGGGACAAAGAAAAAAGAUCAAAAUAUGUAGUAAAAAUCAUGGUUAUAGUAGUUGAAUAAUUAGGAAAGCUACUUACAUAUCCCCAGAAGUUCACAGGUAUGCCAAGUAGAAAAAGAUUUGGAAGAUAGACUGUAUAACCCAAAGAGGAUUAGAAACUUGCUGAAUAUGACACAGCUAAUUAAUAGUAGUACGGAAACCAGAUUUGCCUCUCAAUUCAUCGGUUUUUCUGUUUUCUUUUUCUUCUGUAGCACUUUUUUUUUUCUCUCCCUUUUGUUUUAAAAAUGAAUCUAUAUAAUAUUGACUUUAAUACUUCUAAAUACUGUUUUACAUUAAUUUAUUUAGCAUUCAAAAAGUCUUAGAACCAGAUUGGAAAGGAAAAAGUAAAACUGUUACUACUUGGGAGUUCCCAUUGUGGCUCAGCAGGUUAAGAACCUG